Molecule: messenger RNA, 795 nt
Organism: Gongylonema pulchrum
Lineage: Eukaryota; Metazoa; Nematoda; Chromadorea; Rhabditida; Gongylonematidae
Source: the annotation of a GenBank genome assembly
AAUCGCUCAGAAAUGCUUGCUGUUGCGCUGAACGAAGCUCCGGUGCCAUUAUAUGAUCGUCGUAAUAUUGCCAAACCAUUUUUGGUUUUAGAACCAGGACAUUUGCCUAUUACGGAUGCCUCAUCACGAAACCUAUUCCGGUCAUUAUCGGUCACCCAUGUUGGAUUUAAUUCGCUUGGCAAUGAACUGAUUGUAAAUAUUGGCGGUGAACAAAUCUAUAUUUUCAAUAUACUUGAGCGAGCACAUGAACCGGAUGCAUUGCAGUCGCUUCAAAGUCUGCUAGCUAAUCCUAUCAAGAAUUUGCCGGAUGUUGGAGAAUUCAUGGGUUUUGAAAAUACAACUACAGAUGUUUUCAAAAAGGAACGUGAACGUGCAAAAAUACAUUUCAACAAUAAUGAAUUUACGGAUGCAAUUAAUACAUACAGCCGUGCGAUCCUGAAAUGUGAGAAACUGUGCGGACGUAUUCCACCUCCUGGCCAUAAGCAUGCUAUGGAUCUUUGUUUAUUGCUGGCAAAUCGUGGCGCUUGCUAUUUACGUCGUCUCUGGGAUGGUGACGUAUACGCUUCACUAAUCGAUCUGUUGCGAGCCCUGAAAAUCGAACCGCGCCACAGCAAAGUGCACUAUCGCAUCGUAAAAGCUCUAAUCGAUCUGAAACAGUAUAAUAUGGCACGAAAAAUUUCAGAUUUAUUCAAGGUUUGCUUGAAAGUUUUGUUCUAUAUGACUUUCAAGCGCAAGCUUGGAAGAGGGGGACUGUGUAGCGUGUUAUUUGAAAAUUUGUCAUCAGAACUUAUUUGA